AUGAUCCCGCCCGGGACAGGGCCGGGGGCUCGGACCGCUAUCAAAUCCCAACAGAGCGAAGUGACCAGAAUCCUCGAUGGGAAAAACAUCAAAUACGAGCUGGUGGACAUCUCCCAGGACAACGCGCUGCGGGAGGAAAUGAGGGCCAAGGCGGGCAACCCCAAAGCCAUCCCGCCCCAGAUCGUCAACGGGGACCACUACUGCGGGGACUACGAGCUCUUUGUGGAAGCCGUGGAGCAAAACACCCUGCAGGAGUUCCUGAAGCUGGCGUGAGCCGCGGCCCCUCCCGGCCUGGACUCCACCUGCAUUCCUGAGUGCCCUCAUCUCCCA
Molecule: messenger RNA, 330 nt
Organism: Tinamus guttatus (white-throated tinamou)
Lineage: Eukaryota; Metazoa; Chordata; Aves; Tinamiformes; Tinamidae
Source: RefSeq, a predicted model, not a curated record